Molecule: messenger RNA, 2088 nt
Organism: Opisthorchis viverrini
Lineage: Eukaryota; Metazoa; Platyhelminthes; Trematoda; Opisthorchiida; Opisthorchiidae
Exons: 10
Coding region: 1-2088 (695 amino acids)
Biological process (GO): intracellular signal transduction; regulation of GTPase activity; cell migration
Cellular component (GO): cytoplasm
Molecular function (GO): protein binding; guanyl-nucleotide exchange factor activity
Source: RefSeq, a predicted model, not a curated record
AUGGAGGAUGAAGAUGACUGGCGCCAGUGUGCCGAAUGGCUCAAUCGAUGUCAGAUUCUGCCAGAUGACCAUCCAUCUCUCGGUCCUGAAGGUAACGCCAUCCACCUUGUGCAAGCUCUGAUGGAUGGGGUGGCUUUAUGUCGAGUGUUGGAUAUCUUGUCUCAACACCAACUCGAUGUUCGUUCCAUGAAGGACUUCAGUCCGACUCCACAAAACUCGCAAUUUUUAUGUUGCCAAAAUAUCAGGCUGUUUACACAGUUGUGCGAAAAGGAAUUUAGCAUUCCAAAACCUUACCUCGUCCAACCAAACGAUAUAUAUCAGGCGAAAAAUUUUGGCAAGGCCAUCGCGCUUCUCUCAAAAUUGUCUUUGUCUGAUAGAGCCAAGCUUUCGGGCGUCACAUUGGGCUCUAGCCACUGGUACAUAAUGGAGGAUGAAGAUGACUGGCGCCAGUGUGCCGAAUGGCUCAAUCGAUGUCAGAUUCUGCCAGAUGACCAUCCAUCUCUCGGUCCUGAAGGUAACGCCAUCCACCUUGUGCAAGCUCUGAUGGAUGGGGUGGCUUUAUGUCGAGUGUUGGAUAUCUUGUCUCAACACCAACUCGAUGUUCGUUCCAUGAAGGACUUCAGUCCGACUCCACAAAACUCGCAAUUUUUAUGUUGCCAAAAUAUCAGGCUGUUUACACAGUUGUGCGAAAAGGAAUUUAGCAUUCCAAAACCUUACCUCGUCCAACCAAACGAUAUAUAUCAGGCGAAAAAUUUUGGCAAGGCCAUCGCGCUUCUCUCAAAAUUGUCUUUGUCUGAUAGAGCCAAGCUUUCGGGCGUCACUGGUUUCCCACCGGAAAACUCGGAGCUUCAAACAACACAUGAGUAUUACAACAACUUGGAGGAGUACGCAGCUACGCUCGAUAAAUUGACAGAAUCAACUCGGAACAACUAUGCUCAAAUGGAGGAAGAAACAAAAGAGAAACUUUAUGACACCGUUGUCCACCAGGGUUCCUCUGCUCAACAUAGUAUCAACAGUGAGUCACUAACAGCUCGUGGAAGUUGCAUCCGAGAGAUUGUUGAUACAGAAAGGAACUAUGUGGAUUUGCUGCGCAUGUUGCUCGAGGUAGGCUCCUUAAUAAUUCUACCAAUUCAUACAAUUUUGCAGAAGUAUAAGUCACCGCUUACCGGUGUGCUGUCUCCCGAAGAAUUGGAUGAAAUCCUCAAGUACAUCGAUGAGUUGCACAACAUUCAUCGUGAACUUUUUGGCAAUCUCAUGUUGGCUACUAACCAGAACAUGCAUGUCAUCAGUUUAAGCGAUGUAUUUCUCCAAGUACGCGAUCGUCUGCUAAUCUAUGGUGAGUACUGUGGACACGUGCAAAGAGCGCAGUCAUUGGUGGUCGAACUGAUGCGCAACGAUGUGGAGAAGCGGACCAGAAUUGAGAUGUGUCAGAUGAAUUCGGAAAAGUUCAGCAAAUUCCACUUGACAGAACUGCUCACCGUUCCGAUACAACGUGUGCUAAAGUAUCACUUACUAUUGGAGCAACUACGGAAACUAACUCCAGCUGACCAUCCCGAACGAGCUGGUUUGUUACAGGCACACGAGGCAAUGAAAGAACUGGCCCAAUCCAUUAAUGAGGUCAAACGCGACUUGGACACGAUCAGUGCGAUCGAUCAGAUUCAAGCGAGGUUAGUGACCAUCAUGUGUGUUUGGAAAUGUGGUGUUAAACAACAACCACAGCACUCUAAUCCUAAUUUCGAGGGCUCUUUUACCACAGCUGCGAUUGUCUCGCCUAGCUUUCUGAGCUAUACACAUAACUGUUUCCUCUUGCAAAAACGGCUUUUCAACUUAUCUUACAACAAUUUUGGGGUUUUGCGGAUAGGUGCUUUGUUCGUAGUCACACCACUCUCGUUUGAACGGUCGUCCUCCUGUUCUGGCGUAAUUAUUCCGCCUUGGUUGAUUGCCUCUCAACCUCCCCUGUCUAGGCUUGGGCACCCUGGCAGUAUCCCAGCCGUCGUGCUUCCUUCGGGUGGCAUGGCAGCUAGGCACCGGAAGAGUGCUACAGCUGAACGGUUUUGGUUGACUGAGGAAGCAGAUCUCUCGAUAUAA